CUUGGUUUAAACACUUCACUCUGCUGAUCAGACCCAGGAAAAGCUUUGGAGGAGAACGGAUAAAUUGAGACAAGUAGAGAAAAGACAUGACUGACAGAUCAUCACCAGUAAGAGUCGGAAUUGUGGGAUUUGGACAUUUAGGCCAGUUCCUGCUGGAUCGCAUCCAAAAGGAAGGUCUUGAAUUUGGACUCAGUUUAGCUUUUGUUUGGAAUAGAAAUGUGGACAAACUCAGUGGCUCGGUCCCUAAAGAUCUCAUACUGGCCGAGCUUUCAGAGUUUACACACAAAAAUGCUGACGUGAUAGUGGAGGUCUGUCAUCCACAGAUAGUGAAAGAUUUUGGAGCGCGCUUCUUAUCAUGUGCACACUUCCUGGUGGGCAGUCCCUCGGCUCUGUCUGAUUCUCAGCUCAAUGGGGAGCUCCGACUUGCUGCGAAGCGGCAUGGACACACACUCUACGUUCCCAGCGGUGCAUUAUGGGGUGGGCAGGAUAUUCAGAGGUUAAACGACAGCGGAUUAUUAAAAGCCCUCACCAUCCGCAUGUCAAAACACCCAUCCUGCUUCCGGCUGGCCGGAAACCUGCUCUCUGAUUGGUCAGAAGGAGAAGGAAGGCGUGUGAUUUUUCAUGGCUCGGUAGCUGAACUCUGCCCUUUAGCCCCCAACAACGUGAACACCAUGGCUGCCGCCGCCAUCGCCGCAUCAACACUGGGUUUCUGCGGAGUCACCGGAGAGAUCGUGUCAGAUACAGCUCUGGCUGAUUAUCACCUCGUGGAGGUGGAGGUGACGGGGUCAGAUGGAUUCUCCGUCACAACAGUGAGGCGUAACCCGGCCAAGCUGGGAGCAGUUACCGGCAGCGCCACCUACAGUUCUUUCUGGAGCAGCUUACUGGUCUGCAAAGGUCAUGGAGGAAGAGUCUAUCUGUGCUGAAAAGGAAGAGGACUGCUCACAGAACAGAACAGCACACACACACACACAC
This is a messenger RNA of Clarias gariepinus (North African catfish), 972 nucleotides long. It is a transcript of the gene aspdh, whose product is annotated as aspartate dehydrogenase domain containing. Lineage: Eukaryota; Metazoa; Chordata; Actinopteri; Siluriformes; Clariidae. Gene Ontology annotation, molecular function: NADP binding; L-aspartate dehydrogenase [NAD(P)+] activity. The coding region runs from base 87 to 923 and encodes 278 amino acids. Gene Ontology annotation, biological process: NAD+ biosynthetic process. The transcript is spliced from 8 exons. The record is from RefSeq and is a predicted model, not a curated record.